Molecule: messenger RNA, 6639 nt
Organism: Ostrea edulis (European flat oyster)
Lineage: Eukaryota; Metazoa; Mollusca; Bivalvia; Ostreida; Ostreidae
Product: ankyrin-1-like
Exons: 3
Coding region: 454-5106 (1550 amino acids)
Molecular function (GO): protein binding
Source: RefSeq, a predicted model, not a curated record
GGGAGGACUUAAGAUUGUCCCUAGACACUCAGCCGUUCACUGUGCUCCCCGUCCAGAAAUGCCUGGAUCCGCCACUGGAUAUAAUAUUAUAUUACUCUGCUGGGAUUUAAAUCUGUAUUCAAAGUUUUAAAAUCUGAGAUUUUGUCUCUGCACUGUGAAGUUUGGUGACAACCUAACGAGAAAAUGAAAGCUGAAUUCAUGACUCAAAACGGUUCAGUUAUACUGCAUUUACUUCCUUAUUUACAAAAGAGUAGGCCUACAUACAUACUGGAUGACAGAUUAAGGUCUCUACUACGGAAUUUCCCACGGUACCACUCUGGAUAAAUCGAAUGCAGGCCAAGAAUGAUAUACGUUAAUAAUAGAGAGAUUAAAUUCAACACAAGUGAAACUUCAAGAAUCACUUUGUGGCUAGGAUUGACCAGGGAAUAAAUAUACUUCCAGGUAAAUUUAGAGAUGCCUAGGUGUGGAUGUGGCCACCGCUUUCCCUCUGUAGACUCAGACACAGAGGAUGAGGACAGUGAUGAUGAAUACGUGCCAUCUUGGAUGAAACUUUGGGAACAAAGAGAGAAAAAGUUCAUUUCGACAAGAGCCUUCAAAUUGGCAGAGAAAACAUUACGAACUUUUAACAAAGUUAUCAUACAAGGAGAGACUGGAUGUGGUAAAUCCGCCAUUGCUCUAAACAUAGCAUUAAAGUAUAGGUCUCGGAAGUGGGAGGUUGUAAUGGUGAAAAAUAUCAGAGACAUUAAAUCUGCUCCUGUGAAAAGAAAAUCCGUUCUCUUCAUUAUCAACGAUCCGAUAGGAAAAACUGCAUUGGACGAAAAAUCAUGUAGACGGUGGUACUUACAGAAGAAUUUGCUGAACCGUUAUUUUUCGACAAAUGGGCAGAAUGAAAAAAAGAUCAAAACUCCAAAAGUUAUUGUGACUUGCAGGUCGACUCUUACUGAGAAGAUUCUUGAAUGCUAUUUCAGUAAAUUCACUGUCAUUGAUAUGGACGAAGAGGAGAUUAAAAUCUGUAAAGAAGAAAAAGAAAAAAUUUUAAAGAAGCAUAUAGAUUGUUCAAAACUUACUGAAAGUGAUAUCAAUGAAUUACUUAAAACUGAAAAAGCAUUCCCCUUAAUAUCUGAUAUGGCGAAUACCUGCAAAAUUCUUGAAAGGGAUUUACAAGCAUUUUACAGAGAACCCUUUGAAGAAAUAAAAAAGGAAAUUUUGUCUUUGAAAGACAGUUCAAAAGAAAAGUUUUUAUGUCUGUUUCUACUUACCUUGAGUGGAAAUCGAUUAACGAAAAGCAGUUUUGAAGAGGAAAUACAUGAUUGUGAUGACACAAAUAGCAUGUACGAGGAGAAUAGGAUAGUCAAUGAUGACAGAGAAAAUGAAAAGAAAAACAAUGAGAAAAAUAAAGAGGCGUUUACUAACAACUAUGAUGGUGGUGACAACAAAGAUGAUGAAAAUAAAUAUGUCAGCGUCAACAGCAAUGAUGAGGAAGAUGAGGAGGAGGAGAAAGAUGAUGAUGAUGAUGAUGAUGAUGAUGAUGAUGAUGAUGAUGAUGAUGGUGACGAUGACGACGACGACGACGAUGAUGAUGAUGAUGAUGAUGACGACGAUGAUGAUGAUGAUGACGAUGAUGAUGAUGAUGAUGAUUAUGAUGAUGAUGAAUGGCAUGAAGAAAUGAUAGAGGACGUAUUGGAAAUUUUAAACUUUCCAGAAAACUUUUCUAAAAGAAUUCUCUUCGAAAACUUUAAGUAUCUCAGGGGUCACUACUUCGUGAUGAGAGUGGGUAAAAUUUUUCAAAUUACAAACGAUUCGUUUUUGCUGGCGUUGACUCAUAUAUUUUGUACACAUUUUCCAGAACUAUUCUUGAAAUACUGUCCAAGUAAAUUCUUUCGUACUUUGACAACUUGCUCGAUUGCAAAAGGGGGAAUCUUUCCAAACGUUCAAUUACAAGACGCAUAUAUCAAUUCAUUUGUGGAUAGAAUUCUGGAAGAUAUAAAGAAUGGCACAUUUUUGGAUGUUUUUCUGAGUCCUUGGAUCCGGGAUGUGAGAGUCUUGUCCAAUCUGCAAAUGCGAUUCGAAGCAAUCCCGUACGAAGAUCUGAUACGGGUGACUUUAACAUCAAAACUAGAUGCUGACCUUACAAUUGCAAGCUCGGAAGUACGAAAAAAAAUGACUGGCUUGUCUCGACUGGAUUUCAUUGCACUAAGUAAGGAAGUAUCUCCAAUAAUUCUGUCACUUAUAUUAAACCUGAACGAUCUUUUCCACACCAUGUUCACAUUGAUCAGAAAGAAGGCCGAGAAUGAAGACAGAUCUGAAUGCUUCAAGAAUGUUCCUUUAAUGUGCGCCUGUUGUGUCAAUGGACGAGAAGAUCUUGCCAGACUAGUCAUAGAUAAUGUUGAUGACAAACAUACAUGCUGGAGUAAACAAGAAAAUAUCUACCCUGUGCACAUUGCUGCCAACUUCCUGAACACUGACGUCUUAGGUCUUCUUUUAGAUGGGGAGUGUGAUGUUAACAUAACAACACAAAACAAAGAAUCGCCUUUUUUCUUGGCAUCAGCAGUCGAAAAGUACCAUCUCCAAAAUAUCCACUGGACUAGUAGUCAGGCAGUGGGUCAUUCCGCAAGAAAAUACGAAGAGUUAGUGGAAGAAAACCGUUUAAAGACCCUUACUCUUCUUGAACAGAAAGGUGCAAAUGUAAACAAUCAUCCUAGUGAAUUACCUUCUGCCCUUGCUUUUUCUUGUCAAAGGGGAUAUGUCGAUACAGUUCAGUUUAUGAUUAGGAAUGGUGCGAAUGUGAAAGAAACUGACGAAGAAAACCUUAAUGCGCUACAUUUUGCUUCAGAAGUAGGGAAUAUUGAAAUUGUUCAAUUGUUGCUGGAGAGUGGUGCAGAUAUAAAUCUCAGUACCACAAGAGGCCCGAUGCCAUUAUAUUUAGCAUCCCUUAAUGGACACGUUGAUGUAGUAGAGAUGUUUCUUUCUAAAGAUAGCACCCAAGAACUAAAAGGGAGAUUGAUAUACAAGCCGUUCUCCGUAGCCUGCAAGCAUGGCCAUAAAAGGAUCGUUGAAAGGCUUUUAGAAUAUGAUAAUCGUAUAUUAUCUGAUGACACUUCAUCUUUGUCGACUGCUGUUGGUAAUGGGCACAAGGAAAUUGUUGAAUUGCUUUUGAAAAAUGGCGCUGAUGCAAAUAUUUCUAAAAAUGCAAGCAAGAUAAGCCCUUUAUAUUCUGCUGCUGGUUCCGGAUAUGAUGAUAUUCUUAAAUUAUUACUGAACAGUGGUGUGAAUGUUAACAUGGAAACAAAAAAUGCAAAUACGGCUUUGGAUAUUGCGUCACAGAAUGGCCACCGUUUGAACGUUCAGAUAUUACUAGAAAAUGGUGCAAAUGUCAAUCAUUGCACUAUACAACAAGCAACUGCAUUAUUCUAUGCGGCAGAUAAUGGUCACUAUGAAAUAGUGAUGCUACUUCUACGGAAGAAAGCAGAUGUGAAUAUCUGCACGAAAAACGGAAACAGUCCCUUGAUACGGGCUUCAUCUUGUGGAUAUGAAAAUAUAGUUCGCGAACUUCUGAGUCAUGGGGCUGAUGUUAACCAAUCCAAUGUUGCGGGGAUAACAGCACUGUAUUUGGCGUCUGAAAAUGGACAUACUGAUAUUGUAAAACUUCUGUUAGUCAACAAAGCAGAUGUCAACUUAGGUAAAAAAGAUGGAAGCACUUCAAUGUAUAUUGCAUCUCGAUAUGGGCAUCAUGGAAUUGUUCAAGAACUGUUAAAACACGGUAAAAAUAUCAAUGGCACGAGCUCGAAAAACCCUUUGUUAAUAGCCUCCUAUUUCGGACAUUAUGACAUUGUUGAAAUUCUUUUGGGAAACGGGGCGAAUGUUAACGUGCAGGAUGACGUUGGAGACACUCCUUUGAUAACUGCGUCGAGAAAGGGAUGGAGUGGAAUCGUGAAAAUUCUUCUGAAGUUCGGAGCCGAUGUCACACUCUGCAACGAAGAAGAUGACGAAAAUGCUUUACACUACGCAUGUUUUCGAGGUCAUACAGACGUGGUGAAAAUACUACUUGAUCAUGGAAUGGAUAUUGAUGACUAUGACGAAUACACGAACACGCCUUUACAGAAAGCUUUAGAAGGGGAACAUCUGAUGACUGCAUUGUUUUUGUUAGAUCAUGGCGCAAAUGUGAACAUUGUAGCAUGUGACACAUCUGCUCUUUAUUUAGCAUGCGACAUCGGAUUUAAGGAAGUAGUGGAUAUUCUUCUAGAGGCCAAUGCAGAAGUUAAUCCCAAGAACCCCGACGGUUCUUCUGCAUAUUCUCCUCUUUUUGCUGCUGUCGGGAAUGGUUAUUUUCAAAUUACCAAAGAACUUUUACGCCAUGGGGCUAAUAUCAUCGAUACGAAAAAAUUUGGUGGGGAAACCUUGCUAGUAAAGGCCAUUGAGUCUCGAAAUUCUGGGAUAGCAAAGCUUCUCAUCGAACAUGGAGCUAACGUCAACGAACAAGAUGAACGUGGAAACACAGCUCUGCAUGCAAGCGCUUAUUAUACUGACACCCUAGAUUGCAUGACAGUUCUAUUGAACAACAAUGCCAAUCCAAAUGUUUCCAACUGUGACGGAAUUACUCCAAUGUUGAUGGCACUGGAAACACGACCCGAGAAAAGGGAUCGAAUUCAGGCUCUCGUUGAUCAUGGAGCUAAUAUUAAUGCUCGAGAUAAUUCUGGAUAUUUUGCACUGCAGUCGGCUUGUAUAUUCCCUGAUCAAGAUAAUGUUGUUGCAUAUCUACUGAAAAAUGGCGCCAAUAUCAAUGCACGUAAUGGAAAUGGAGAAACUGCUCUCUAUGCAGCAUCCAACACUGGCUAUCUUCGGAAUGUGAAAACACUCCUUCAGUAUGGGGCAGACAUUAAUCUUUGUUCAAAAACUGGACUUAGUCCACUUGAUAUUGCGACGAAAUUAGGAAACACAAAACUGAAAAAGUUUCUUCAGAAAAAAAUACACGAGGGGAAAAAUAACAGUAUUUCUGAUUCACAGAGAGAGAUUGUCGUGGCCAAGCAGAGUUCGGUAGCAACAGCUCUUCCAAGGAGAAGAAACUUUGCAAAGCUAACAAAGACAUUGCGCCAAAAGAGAUUUUAGUGAUAUUCUCUCCUUUUGAAUACUGUGUGACAGAUUUUAGUGAUAUUCUCUCCUCUAGAAUACUGUGCGACAGAUUUUAGUGUUAUUCUCUCCUUUUGAAUACCGUGCGACAGAUUUUAGUGAUAUUCUCUCCUUUUGAAUACUGAGCGACAGAUUUUAGUGAUAUUCUCUCUUUUUGUAUAAUGUGCGACAGAUUUUAGUGAUAUUCUCUCCUUUUGAAUACUGAGCGACAGAUUUUAGUGAUAUUCUCUCUUUUUGAAUACUAUGCGACAUAUUUUAGUGAUGUUAUCUCCUUUUGAAUACUGAAUUGUUUUGGCCUCAACCAAACACAUUUUGUUAAUUCAAAAUUUUGAUUGAUUUCAUUGGUUUUAGUUUUUCAAAGUCAUAGCAGAUAAAUGAUAUGUUUCUGUUGUUUUGUAAACGUGCACUUUAAAAUAAUCAUGAACUACCACCAAUCUGGUUGAUUUUAUUGAAUAUCUAUUGAUCAGUUUAUUAAAUAAAUCAUUUUCUUCUCCCUUCAUAUCUGUAUGUACUAGCACCCACCAAAACAGAUUGCACAACUAAUGAAACAAUGGGCAUAUUGAUUUUCUUCUUCAGAAUUAUGAUUGAUUUCAUUGAUUUAUUAUUGGUUUUAGUUUUUCAAAGUUGUAGAAAUAAAAUGAUAUAUGUACAUUAGAAUAAACAUGAACUACAUGUACUACCAAUCUGAUUGAUUUUUAUUGAUUAUCUAUUGAUUAAUUUAUUGACAAAAUUUGCUUUUCCCUUCCUAACUUAUGUACUAGUACACCAAAAAGUAUACUGAUGAAAUGAUUGAUUUAUUAAUAUUUUUGUGUUCAAUAGAAUUCAAUUUGAUAUCAAUUUACAUAUCAUAAAAGUGUUACAAUUGUGUUGUCAUUAUAAUGAAUUCGAUUUUAAGAGCAGCGCACAUUCAGAACAGAGCACGUGGUCUUAAUGUUUUCAAUGUGCAGAUACCACACAUUUAGUGUCACUUGUUUAAUUUCAAAAUCAAAAUAAGCACAGAGAAAUGUUUGCUAGCAUAAUGAUAAUAGCCAAUAAAACUAAUGAUUUUAGAUUUGUAUUUUAGUGUUCAUUUAUCUAUACGUAGAAUGAACAAUGUAGAUUAAAACGGAUAUGAUGUAUUAUAAAUAUUUCUUUUUUGAUUUCAUAAUUAAGUUUCAAUACUCAUUGCAAAAGUGACAAGUUCCCAUGCUAUGAAGACCUGGCCUGUCAGAAUAAAGGGAAUAUCUAUCACCAUAUUAAAGGAUGGUGAUGGAAACUUUUGCUGAAGUUGGAAAUUCCGUUAUACAGAAACAAUGGAGCAGUCACUGUGAUUAAUAUGAUGUAUGUACAUUACAAUUUUCUUAUGCAUGAUAUGUAUUUUGAAAUGCAUCACUAUUAUUAUGAUGUAUGCAUCAUAUGAAAUGGAAAAAUGAAUUUUUCUCAUCUUUCUGAUGUAUGGUAUGCAUUAUGAUUGUUAUGAUGUAUGUUUGCAUUAUGAAAUAAGUAUUUUAAAUAAAAGAUUUUUAAAAAACC